AUGCGCCCGCUGCGGGCGCUGCGCCCUCCGCGCGCCCUGCCCAGCGAGUGCCGCCCCACGAAGGGCCGGGUGCCCAGAGGUCCGCGCACGCUGAACGGAUCCCUCAUCGAGCGGAACAAGCUGAUCCAGUGGGACUCUUGGUGCCUCAAGGUCAUUCAGCUUUACGAGACGUCCCUCGUGCGCCACGGCUUCAUGCUGGUCGGCCCGACGCUCUGUGGGAAGUCCGAGAUUGCCAGCAUGCUCACCACGUGCAUGACAGAGGACAACAACGCGCACAGGAUCGUGACCAUGAACCCAAAGGUCUUCCAGCAGGGGGCGGCGCGCCGCCGUGCGAUGGCGCGCGUCGCCGGCGCCGCGCGGUGCACGAGGAGCUCGGCGGCCCGAGCCGCGGAGGGGCCGGCAGGCGUCGGGGGGGCGAGGCGUGCGUGGGAGGGGGGCCUGGUCGCAGGUGACCGGCUCAACCUCGCCGACGCCGUCUACCAUCACACCACCAAGGAGUACUGCGGCACGCUGCUUGUGAAAUCUUGCCCAGAGCCUGAGGGCGUUGCAGCCAAUGUGCUCCUCGGCUCCCUGGAACCCGCAGUGGAAGCGGGAGUGGAAGGGCGUGCACGUGGCGUGGUUACGCUCAAGCUGAAGUUCACCGAGGCCGAUUCGCUCCUCACGCAGCGGUUGGACCCCAUCCAGCAGGAGUUCGACACGAUGCAAGCGAAGUUCAUUCAGAUCGACGCUUGCCAGGACGCGCAAGGGGCUGGCUACCGGUGCGCCGCCCUGGCCGGAGUGCCCGUCCAGACCGCCAGGAAGCCAGAAGCGCAGUACUCCCUGCUCGAGGAGCUCGGCCGCGGCACGUACUGCACGGUGAGGCGGGCCCAGGACAGGGAAGGCGCGGAGUAUGCCGUGAAGGCGCUCUCCAGGGCCGUCCUGUCGUCCAGGCAGGUGUCCCUGUUCACCAGGGAAGGCGCGCAGGCGGUGCCCCUGCAGACCCGCGUCGACACGGACCUGCGCAUCCUCGGCGACCACCCGCACCCGCACGUCGUCGGUCUCGUGGAGGUGAUAGAUGACCCUGCGCUCGACACGCUGUACGUGGUUCUGGAUGGGCAUGCGCGGUGGGCAGCUCAUGGAGUGGUCAGACGACCACAGCGCCUACGGGGCGCGCUCCGAGCCGUCGCAGGCCAGCGUGCUGGUCUACCAAGAGGCGGCCGCCGCGGCGCUGCUGGGGCAGCUGCUGACGGCCGUCGCCCACCUGCACGGGCACGGCAUAAUCCACAAGGACUGGACCUGAAGCCGGACAACGUCCUGCUCGGCCUGCCCGUGCCCGCCGCGGACCCGCGCCUCGUGCGGCCGCUGCCCGCGCGAGGGGCCGCCGAAGGUGCCAAGGCCUGCCCCGAGGCCCCCACGGCCGACGGCGCUCUGCGGGAGCUCGUGCGCCAGUGCGGCUUCGUGGCGAAGGUCGCGGACUUCAACACGGCGGUCGUGUGCGCGCUGCCCGAUUGCCACAUCUGGGAUGCGGAGGGCACCCAGCAGUUCACGCCGCCGGAGUGCUUCGACCCCCAGCGCGACGGAGCCAUCCUGGGCCAGCCGCGGGACAUGUGGUCCGUCGGGUGCUUGCUGUUCGCGAUGCUGUUCGGGCGCUGCCCCUUCUGGGACGAGGAGAGCCGAUCCGGCUGCAGCUUGCGCUCCUCGCGUUCGCCAUGGACAAGGCGGCGGCGGUCGACGUCCCCGGCGGCGUGGUGUCACCGCAGGCCGAGGACCGACCUCAUCCGGCAGCUGCUCCGCAAGGACCCCGCGGGCCGGCCGCUGGCGGCGGCUGCGCUGCAGCACCCCUGGGUGCUGUGA
Molecule: messenger RNA, 1833 nt
Organism: Prorocentrum cordatum
Lineage: Eukaryota; Dinophyceae; Prorocentrales; Prorocentraceae
Source: the annotation of a GenBank genome assembly